Molecule: messenger RNA, 4758 nt
Organism: Linum trigynum
Lineage: Eukaryota; Viridiplantae; Streptophyta; Magnoliopsida; Malpighiales; Linaceae
Source: the annotation of a GenBank genome assembly
UGACAGUUUUGCAUCUUACAGUCCAAAUUUCAGCUUCCGUUUUCCAUGUCUGUUUCAAUAAUCUCUAUUUUCCCCAGUUUUCCUCGGAUGUUUUAAUGAACUUUAAAAUGAACGUCGUCCAUCAAACAAACAAAGCCGGGAAACCAAAUUUGUGAUUCCAACUUUUUUUUGAGUGCGGAUCCAGUGACUAAGGGGGGGUGCUUAGUCACUUGACUAAGCCCCUCCUAGCCAUUAGAUCUGGACACUUCAAUCUAAUGGUUAAAAAGUGGGAAGGGCUAUUUAAUUAAUGACAGGGGUAGUUUGGGUAUUAUGGAAAAUUACAAAGUAUACAAACUGGAUUUACAAUCAGUACAAACCAUACAAACAUACGAACAGUACAAACUAGAGCGACAAAACAUACAAACAUUACAAACGUAUGAACUGUACAAACAAUACAAACUAGACCGACAAACAAUACAAACCAUACAAAAAGAAAAAACACCCGGGUUGACUUUGGAGGCUCCAUCCCUAUAUAGAGGGGCUCCUUCCCAAAGUCAACCCGGGUGUUUUUUAGACAUAAAAACAGUACGAACAUGGUGGACAAAAAUGACAAACUAUACCGACAAUCCAUACGAACUGAAAAAACACCCGGGUUGACUUUGGAGGCUCCAUCCCUAUAUAGAGGGGCUCCUUCCCAAAGUCAACCCGGGUGUUUUUUAGACAUAAAAAACAUUACAAACAUGGUUGACAAAAAUGAUAAACACGAUACACAAAAAUAACAAAAUUUACAAACAUUACAAAAAAAACCGACAAACAUUACAAAAUAACAAAACGUACAAACAUUACAAAAAAAACCGACAAACAUUACAAAAUAACAAAGCGUACAAACAUUAGAAAAUAAAUCGACAAACAAUACAAAGCAUACUAACAGUACAAAAUCUCUCUCUCUCUCUCUCUCUCUCUCUCUCUCUCUCUCUCUCUCUGGGGAAUUCCCCUGUAAUAAUGGCGGAUGAAAGGAGCAUAAUUCUCCUGCCCAGGAACUACGUGCCUGGAAAUUGGACGGACGGGCCGAAAAACGGAGACGGGUGGAUUAUUUUUUUUAUUUAUUUUAUAAUUAAAAAUAAAAAAUAAACAUGCAAUUACUACAGUGCCCUUCAUUAAAUUGAAUUAAUAGGAGCCCUUAGAUUUUAAUGAAGUUGAGUGGUUGAGAUUCACUUAGCCAUGUGACUAAGGGGACCCCCUUAGUCACCUGAUCUUAGCCCCUUUUUUUUCCCCAUAGAAAUAUGCGAUUGAAUUAUUAGCACAGAAUCAUUACCGCCACACAGUUUAAAAUAUCCGAAAGAGAAAAAACAACUCGACUUUCCCAUUCGGAUCUGCUGUCUUAUUGGUAGCCAUACUACAAAUACAUAAAUGGAGAAACUCUAGACGGAACAUCCAGUAGUAAGACAUUCAUUCACGUCCCAAAAGCUUCAGUAGCUCUAGCUAGCUCCCUCUUCCUCGUCAUUGGAAGAAAGAAAGAAAGAAGAAUGAUUCACAAUCUCAGAGCUUCACAGAUGCUUGUUCCCAUGGCUCUCUGCCUCGGCCUUGUCGGUGCUCUGAUAAUCUUCCUCCACAACACGUUGCUCAAGCCCCUCCUGCUGCAGCGCCGGCUUAAUUCCCUUGGAGCCAGAGGCCCUUCCUACAAGUUCUUCUUCGGGAACACUAUGGAGAUGAAGAAACUGAUGCAGGCGUCAAUGGCGAAACCCAUGACAGGGCUCUCUCACGACAUCUAUUCCAGGUUGCAGCCUCAUCUCUCUGCUUGGACCAACACUUACGGAAGGAAUUUCACGUUCUGGUUUGGGCCUAUGCCGUUCUUGGUCCUGUCGGAGCCGGAGCUGGUGAAGGAAGCGGCGGCUGAUCGGGAGAAAGCUUUUCGUAAAAUCGAGCUCAAAGGACCCAUAAAGAGGAUGCUUGGAGAUGGGCUGGUGACAUCUGAGGGCGAGAAGUGGGUCAAGAUGAGGAAGUUGGCCAACCACUCUUUCUUUGGCGAGAGCUUGAAGAACAUGACUCCGGCCAUGAUUGCUAGCACAGAAAUGAUGUUGGAGAGGUGGAAGGAUCACGUCGGCAAAGAGAUUGAGGUGUAUGAAGAAUUCAAGUUCUUAACUUCCGAGGUCAUUUCCAGGACUGCUUUUGGGAGUAAUUUCGCUGAAGGAAAGCGCAUUUUCGAGUUGUUGAACAAGAUGGGUCAGCUCGCUGUAUCCAAUCACUUGAAAAUUAGGAUUCCCGGAAUCAGCAAGAUAUACAAAAGCAGAGAAGAUACUGAAGCAGACAAGCUCGAACAAGGCAUAAGAACCGUGAUUUUGAGAAUGCUGAGAAAGAGAGAAGAGAUGGUGGCGAAUGGAGAAGCAGAAAACUUUGGAAGCGAUUUCUUUGGAUUGCUUCUGAGUGCUUUACAUGAAAGCGAUGAAUCCAAGCGUAUAUCGGAGGAUGACCUCAUAGAUGAGUGCAAGACAGUGUAUCUUGCUGGACAAGAAACAACUAAUACUCUGCUGUCCUGGGUUAUGCUGCUUCUAUCGAUCAAUACAGAUUGGCAGGAGAAGGCGAGAACGGAAGUUCUGACUCAUUUGGGAGACCGAGCACCUGAUGCAGAUGGGAUUUUGAAGCUCAAGACUUUGGGCAUGAUAAUCAACGAGACCCUGAGAUUAUAUCCUCCUGCAAUUGGUAUGGCUCGUAAAGUUGUCAAGGAAGUUCAACUCGGGACGCACACUCUCCCAAAGAACACCCACUUCACCAUCGACACUCUAGCUCUUCAUCAAGACCCUAAAACUUGGGGGGAAGAUGCCCUUCAGUUCAAUCCAGGGAGGUUCUCUGAAGGAGUUGCUGGAGCGACGAAGAACAAUGCAUCUGCAUUUAUCCCGUUUGGGAUAGGACAUCGAGUUUGCGCAGGGGCUAACUUCGCAGCAAACGAAGCGAAGAUCGCACUUGCCAUGAUCCUUCAGCGCUAUGCGUUCACGCUCUCCCCUGCUUAUGUGCACUCUCCACGUCAAUCCAUAACAAUCCGCCCGGAGCACGGAGUUCAGGUCAUCCUCCAUGCUCUGUAGUAUUGGUGCAUUGGUAUGGUAGUUGUUGAUUGUGGGAUGUGUUACUGCGUGGAUGUGGGGAUUGGAACCAAGGCAGGAGAAUGUAUAUUUGACUAGAAUAAACGAUUAAUACCUGGUCAUAGGUUUAUGGUGUGAUGCUUCUAUAAGCAUGUUUUAUAUGUACUGUUUGGUAAAGAAGCCUGCGAUCCGCUGUGAUUGAAGAGGCGUUGUUGUUUUACAGAUUUGCUUUCUGGAAAGAGAUAAGGGGAUUUGAUUCCCUUGUGCAGUCGUGCACCUCUGUUUAUGCAUAGUAAAUUUCCAUUUGAUUUUACAUCAAGUGUUUAGUUUCAUCCGAAUGUACCAGAUUCAUCUUUGAAGUUGUUUUAAUCUUUAGCAAGUUAAUCAUUUUCUCCGAUAAAUAUUUAGCAAAUUAAUCAUUAAGUUAUACUGGUGUUGGUCUUCAUUGAUGGCAAUAUAUUCUUGACACAAAGGGAGAUUACUAUGUUCCGUCAAUAGGAGGACGAACCAUUGUUCGAAGCAUGUGAAAAGUUUACAUCUCUCUUACUUAAGUACACACACCAUGGCAUCACCGAUUGGUUACAAGUGGAAAGCUUUUAUAAUGGUUUGACAAAGAAGUCACGAAACCUCAUUGAUGCGGCUAGUGGAGGUGCCAUCAGGAACAAAGAAGUCGGAGAACUUCAACAAUUGAUUGAAGAGAUGGCCCUCAAAAGCUACGAUUGGGGUGACGGAAGGAGAGGCAAGAGCAUGAAGAAGGGAAAUCAAAUGAAGGUCGAAGAACCAUCAUCGUUAGCGGCUCAUAUUCAAGAACUUACCAAGAAAAUUGAUCAAGUUGCAUCAUUAAUGAAGCGCAAUGAGAAGCAACUUAUGAAAUGUGAUUGGUGUGGUGACUAAAGUCAUACUAUGGAAGAGUGUAAGUUUAUGAUCAAGACUUCACUACAAUUUGAGCAAGCCAACUUUGUUGGAGAACAAUGUCGAGGAAACAAUCCUUAUAGCUCAACAUAUAAUACGAGUGGAGGAAUCAUCCUAACUUUCUUUGGUCUUCUCCGACGGAUAGGAAACCUAUGAGAAUUCAAUCCCAAGCGCCAAUGCAAAAUACUUAUUCAAGACCGAGUCAACCUUCAUACCAAGGAGCGUAUCAAGAACAAAGUCGACCCUCUGAUGGUCGAGUCUCUAAACUUGAAGGAUUAGUAGGUCAAUUGUUACACACUCCAACAAGAAGUUUGAGGCUACUGACAAGUUUGGAAGAGGGUCAAAGGAAUCAACAAGCUUCACUCAAAAUCUUGAAACACAACUAAGUUCGUUGGCUCAAACUCUAUCGUUGAGACCUCAAGGAACUUUACCGGGCAAUAUCAAACCUAAUCCAAAGGAAGGAUGGCAUGCGGUAACUCUAAGGAGUGGCCGACCUUUGAAGGAGAUUCCUAUCUCAUCUCCGAGGAUUCCGGUAAGAGAAGUUCAACGUGCAGCCGUUCAAGAAGAAGACCUAGUUCGGAAAGUGGAGCAACCCCCAUUGAAAUAAAAAUUGAAGAUGAGGAGAAGUCAAAGAAGACUCAAGUACCCGAUCCAACACCAAAAUUUCCUUAUCCUAUACGAUUAUUUGAAAGUGAUAUGUAUCAUGAAUGUGCACCGUGGAAGGAUACCUUGAAGUAAUUGAAGGUAACGGUCCAUCUCCUAGACAUGGUAAUGAAGAUUCCUAAAUAUA